Messenger RNA from Emiliania huxleyi CCMP1516, 2400 nucleotides. RefSeq lists its product as hypothetical. Bases 1 to 2400 code for a protein of 799 amino acids. The record is from RefSeq and is a predicted model, not a curated record. Gene Ontology annotation, cellular component: membrane. Gene Ontology annotation, biological process: potassium ion transmembrane transport. Lineage: Eukaryota; Haptophyta; Isochrysidales; Noelaerhabdaceae. The transcript is spliced from 10 exons. Gene Ontology annotation, molecular function: voltage-gated potassium channel activity.
AUGAUCCCAUGUUCGGCCAACCGCCAGGUCUACGACUUUCUCGAGGGCCGAAGCACGGCCGGACGGCGCUACCAGCGCGUCACCGUAGUCCUCAUCGGACUGAACGUGCUCACGUUCGUUCUCUCGACCGUCUUCCACCCGAAGUACAACCCUGACGGCCCGUACCAGCUCUGCGCGGCGGACCGCUGUCGAGGCCUCGACCGGUGGUUCUUUGGCAACGACGACGACAACGGCCUCCUCGGCACCUCCGUGUUUGAGAUCCUGACCGUCGCAGUCUUCACCGUCGACUACUUUGCGCGGCUGGCCACUGCGCCGGAGGCCGACGCCGCCUACGCCGGCGCGUGCGGUCGCCUCCGCUUCGCCGUCUCCUUCUACGCUCUUGUCGACCUCGUCUCGACUCUGCCCUUCUACCUCGACUUCUUCAUCGAGGGGAACCUGCCCGCCUCGCAGGCGAUCCGGAUGCUGCGCCUCGCGCGCAUGAUGAGGCUGGAGGGGCGGUACGUCGAGUCCUUCACGCUGCUCGACGAGCUUCACGAGGAGCUCUCCCGCGGCGGGCUACUGCGGACGGCCGCCUUUGUGGGGACGGUCAUCUGGACCAUCUGCUCGUCCCUCUACUACCUCGCCGAGCGGCGCAACCCGAAGAUGAUCUACUGCGCCGCCUGCCCCGACGUCGACACUGGCGCGUGCUCCUUCGACGAGUGGGGGCUGGUGGACUGCUCCGAGGCCGGCUGCGCGGCCAAGGAAGGGGAUGAGGGCGGACCGCCCUGUUCGAGCCUGUUCGAGUCGAUCCCGUCCGCCCUCUUCCUCACCCUCCUCAACCUCUUCGGCGAGUUCCCGCUCGUACAGCAGCACUCGCCCGCCGGCAAGCUCCUCGCCACGCUCGUCGCCCUCGUCGCCGUAGCCUUCUUCGCGAUCCCCGCCUCUAUCGUCGGCAACGGCUUCCAGGUGGUGCUCGAGAAGCGGAAGGCAGCGGACGGCGAGACGGGCGUCCGUGCGAGCAUCGACAACCUGACGCACCUCGCGGAGAACGAGCGCGCCUCGGUGCGGCACUUGGAGAGCAGGCACCUCGUCACGGAGCGCGAUCGCUUCCUCGACGAGCGGCACCUGCACAUGGACGUGCAUGCGCCGCCGCCUCGCGCAGAGGUGGGCGUGGCGCGCGCCUUCGCGGCGCAGCUCGGCGAGGCGCUGCCGCUGCUCUCGGUGGCGGGCUUCGGCGCGCUUCUCGUCUGGGUCGCCUUCGCCACGGGGAUGUACUUUGCGGAGCGCGGCUCGCUGGACGCGGAGAUGGCCGGCAGCUACAAGACCAUCCCCGACGCGAUGUGGCUCACGCUGCUCAACCUGUCGGGCGAAUCGCCGCUCUGCCACUACUCGACCGCCGGCAAGCUCCUCGCCGCCCUCAUGGCGAUCCUCGUCGAGGGGCGCACCAAGGACGCGAGUGCGGCGGCGGCCGACGCGACACCGCUCGACGCGCCGCCGCCGCUCUACGCCGCCAUCCACGCCGCCCUCUCGAGCGGCGCGGCGCUGCGAGUCAUCUUUGGCGUCAUCUUUCUCUCGGUCGGCCUCGCCAUCCUCGAGACGCUGCCGGAGUACGAGUGCGACGGCGCGGCGGCGGCGACGACGGAGUGCUCGCUCUUUGCGGCGGCCGAGUGGGCUUCGGUCCUGCUCUUCACCGUCGAGUACCUGCUGCGGCUGCUCAGUGCUCCCGCCGACCCCGACCUCGGCGGCGGCGGCCGGGCGCGGCUCCGCUUCGUCUUCUCCUUCUACUCGGCGGUCGAUCUCCUCGCCGUGAUCCCCUUCUACAUCGCGCAGGCGGCGCCGGGCGGCUGGGUGGACGAGCACGACGCCUACUUCCGGAUGCUGCGGCUGCUGCGGCUGCUCAAGCUCGACAAGUACGUGCCCUCGAUCACCCUCAUCGACGACGUGGUCCGGCUCAAGCGGCAGCCCCUCCUGCUCGCCGCCGGCGCCUCCCUCGCGCUGUGGCUGCUCUUUUCGUCGCUGCUCUGGCUGUGCGAGCACGCCGACACGGCGAACGAGCUCGACGACCCCCUACCCUCGUACGGCUGCAUCGAGGAUUGCACGAUGGCGGACCGGCUCGAUUGGGGCGGCGGCGUUUCUACAGGCGACUACCCGAUCGUGACUUACUCCGCCGCCGGCCGCGUCACCUGCUUCCUCAUGGUCGUGGCCGCCGUCGGAGUCGUGUCGACGGGCGAGUCGGGCGACGGCUACUUUGAGACGGCGUACGCGGCCUUGGAGGGCUUGCCGCCGCCGCGCUCUCGCUGGGGGCCAAAGGUGGACGCGCUGCAGGAGCAGGUCAACACUUUCCUCAACGGAGACGGCUCGUUGCGUCGCAGCGCAGCGUCGGGCGCCUUCCGCAGCGGUAUCCUCGUCCUGCACCCCUGA